Messenger RNA from Artibeus jamaicensis (Jamaican fruit-eating bat), 992 nucleotides. RefSeq names its product DET1 and DDB1 associated 1 (gene DDA1). Gene Ontology annotation, biological process: positive regulation of proteasomal ubiquitin-dependent protein catabolic process. The record is from RefSeq and is a predicted model, not a curated record. Bases 114 to 422 code for a protein of 102 amino acids. Lineage: Eukaryota; Metazoa; Chordata; Mammalia; Chiroptera; Phyllostomidae. Gene Ontology annotation, cellular component: Cul4-RING E3 ubiquitin ligase complex. The transcript has 5 exons.
GGUAGGCUGUGCCGUGGCUGGAAGUUCCAGUGCGGCGGCUGCUAAGAACGGGGCUGUGGGGGUGGCGGUGGUGGCUGAGGCGGUAGCUGAGGCGGCGACGGAGGAAGCAGAAGAUGGCAGAUUUUUUGAAAGGACUGCCCGUCUACAACAAAAGCAAUUUUAGUCGAUUUCAUGCUGACUCUGUGUGUAAAGCUUCGAAUCGACGCCCCUCAGUCUACCUGCCCACGCGGGAGUACCCAUCCGAACAGAUCAUUGUGACAGAAAAAACGAACAUCCUUUUGCGCUACCUACACCAGCAAUGGGACAAAAAGAACGCUGCCAAGAAGAGAGACCAGGAGCAAGUGGACCUUGAGGGUGAGAGCUCAGCUCCCCCCCGCAAAGUCGCACGGACCGACAGCCCAGACAUGCACGAGGACACUUAAGACUCACACCCCCCGAUAGGUGCCUCCUGUCUUGUCUGCUCCUCACCCGCCUGCCGUGUGUAAGCACCCUGCCCGCCCGCCCGCCCGCCCACACCCUGCCAUGCACACCACUUCCAACCUCAUAGGAGCCAAUGUAUUUAUUUUCCUUGAGUCUUUAUUUAUGCUGUAAAAUGUACCGAGCGAUGGUUAAAGGGGACGUCAGACCCAGUAGUGUGAUGUUGGUAGAUGCUUCUUAAAAAACAACAUUGUUACUCACUGUCCAACCCCACCCCAGACCCCCUCCUCCUGCUCCCCAGUCCUCUGGAAAACAAGAGUCUGUCUGAGUGUCUAGAGAUGAGCCCUGCUGCAGCUGGGUGACUGGGGUGGGGCCCUUCUCCCCACUUCCGUCCUCUGGUCUGGCCUUAAAGACUCGGCCUUGACUCUGUUUCCACCGGGACCUAUUCCAUGCCCGGACCCUUCUCUGAGAGCUCGCCACAGGGAGAAGUCAGCCCUUCUGGAUCUUUCUCUUAAGUCAUUUUAUCAUGGACUAGUGCGUGCUCCGUGUCCACCCCAAUAAAAGGAUCUUUCCUA